AGCAGGCAGUACUCAUUCAAUGGAAAACCUUUUUUUUCUUCUUAUCUUCACUCUCAUUUUCGGCAGAAGGAAGGAGGAAUCCAUCCAUUUUCUUUCUCCUUCAUCUUUUGGUAUUGCUGCUAGUGAUCUUCAUCAAAUAUUUUAAAGCACACCGCAUUCAUGGAGUAAAAGGAAAAGUGGGGUACACCAGUACAUGUAUCUAUUUGUAGUAAGGGAAACGUGGUGCCCAAGAAUCAGCAGAGCUAGCUACCCUGAAACAGCAAACAAUGGAGGAGGAAGGGUCAUCCAAAGACUCCAUCUUUGAGGAGAGAGAGGAGUUAAUGGUAUCACCCACAGGCGGUUCGCCAAUCUUCAGACCUGCCCGGUUUCUAAAACCCACAGCUUUCGCCAUUGACGGCCAGAGGCCAAAGCUCCCUUCCUUGCCAUUCUCCUCCGAAGCAGAGUGGCCUCUUGAGCUGUCAUUCUGUGGGUGGAGGGGCCCGCCAAAUUUGUGGAGGAAAUGGGUCACUUCCAUGCGUGCCAAACAUCUCUCUGUGUGGAAAUCAGCUGGGAUCGAUGAAGCCAUCAUGGGUUCUGUGUAUAAAAUCCACAGAAAUGAAAAACUGGUUUUGGGGCUAGCGGAGAGAUGGUGUUCCCAGACGAACACCUUCGUGUUCGCCUGGGGAGAAGCCACUAUCACUCUAGAAGACAUAAUGGUUCUUGGAGGCUUCUCUAUUUUGGGCGGCCCUGUAACAUUGUUCACUCUUCAAGAACCUGACUUGAAAGAAACCCAAAACAGCCUUGAAAGAUCACGACACGAUUUGGAAAGAUUGAAGCUAGAUAAUCAUGCUAAAUGGCUGAAACUUUUCAUGGACAGUGGGAGUGAUAUCGAGCACGAGGCGUUCCUAUCACUCUGGCUGUCCAGGUUUGUUUUUCCGGGGAAUAAUCUUGACAAGAUUGACAAAGAUGUUUUCCCUGUCGCGGUUCGCCUAGCUCGAGGGAUCAGGAUUGCACUUGCUCCACCUGUUCUGUGUAGCAUAUAUAGGGAUAUGAGUUUAUUGAGAGAAACUAUGGAAAUGAUUUCUUCAUCUGGGGAAAAUUGUGAGUGUGAUGUUUUUGCACUCACACUUGGGGCACCCUUGCAGUUUGUGCAAAUUUGGGGUUGGGAGAGGAUAAUUCCAUUGAGGCCACCUCCAAAUUGCAUUGAACCAGGGGAGGUGAGAUUAGCUAGAUGGCAUAAUCUGAAAGAUUUUAGUAAGAGUAUGAAUGUGAGGACAAGUAUUGACUCUGCUGCAGAGACAUUUCUGUGGAGGCCAUAUGUAUUGGCUGUAGAUAAUUGGAAAAUCCCCAAGUUCUACAAGGAAAAAGAACAGUUUGGGGAGGAUUUGAGUGAAGAACUCAAGUCUUUUAUGUACUGCUUAAGGGUGUCUCAACUUGUUGGGGUAGAUUGCAAUGAACCAUAUCGCCCUAACCGGGUAGCUAUGCAGUUUGGGUUUGAUCAAGACAUUCCCGAAUGGAUCCCUCGUUCGAAUAAACCUGGUGAAGUUGCUUGGUGUGAAUAUAGCAGGCCAAUCGGAAUGGUGAAUAUCCCACCUAGGUUGCUGGAAUCUGAUGUAACAGCAAGGUAUUUGGAAUGGUGGAGGAAAUCUGUGUUGUUGCUUCCAUUUGAUGCUAAUCAGGGCAUGUUGCAAGGUAGAAGAAGUCCAAGGGAAGCAAAGAGAUUUCUGAAAAACUCCAAACAAAAGAACAGUAAUGUCAUUAAUGAGAAAGUAGAAAAUGGGCUUGAUAAUGUUCCACCAGGUUUUCCUCCCAAAACCAAUGUUUUAGAAGGGAAUGACCACAAUGCCAAUGAGAAAAUUUCAUCUUGUUUUGAUGGGCAUGCUGGAUUUCAUCUCGAGCAUUAUCCGGUAAAAGUGGAGUAUGAUGAUCUUGUAUUUCCAAAUGACAAUGAUAACUCUUCUGAGGUAUUGCAGGAUAGUAAAAUACAGAAAAGAAAUAAGGAGAACUUGCUAUCUUCUGAUGGUCCUCCUGGGUUUCCUCCAAGGCCCAGAUUAGUAGCUGUUGAGAAACACCAUGAAUCUGCAGAGGCAGAAAUGGAAGACUUGAGAUUGACAAAAGAAGAGCAAAGGGAUUGCCUAAAUGGAAGUAAGAUUCCAGGACCAGAUGAAAUUGAAGCUAGAAUUUCCAGGCUUGAGAAGUUAAUAGCUUGUCUAAAAAACAAACAUAGCUAAUAAUUAGUGACAAUAGGAUCUGAAACUCAUAUUGAAGCAAUGGUGCUUCUAUCCAACUAUACUUUCUCUUCUCAUUCUAGCACUCAAAUAGUGACUGUGGGUAUUUGAAGAUGAAUGGUCAAUAGUGAUAGUAUAAACUUGAUGCUUAUUCUUCCCUUUUUGCUUAAAAUUUCUAAUACAUACUAGUGAAGAUGUUACAAAGUUA
Molecule: messenger RNA, 2415 nt
Organism: Ipomoea triloba (trilobed morning glory)
Lineage: Eukaryota; Viridiplantae; Streptophyta; Magnoliopsida; Solanales; Convolvulaceae
Exons: 2
Coding region: 267-2210 (647 amino acids)
Biological process (GO): meristem development; meristem maintenance
Source: RefSeq, a predicted model, not a curated record